CUGGUGGACUAAAGUCUAAGAGGAACGAAGCAAACAUCAACGAGGAAAAAUAACGCACUUUCCCUCAAGAUUGGAAGGACUAUAGCAAUUUUACUGCCAUUCUCUUUAAAAAAAAGUACAGGUAAUUAGAGCAACCUAUCGCAGGCUGGCAUGCCAUAACAAUUCGAAUACAGCUACAUUUAGAAAUUCUUACUUUUACCAUUUUUAUCACGAAAACAUUGAGACUAGCUUAAUUUACAGAGGCUAAACUUGUCCACUCUUCCGCUUGCUGACGACAUGGCGUCGAUUAAUCUCGUUUCCAAGUUGCUCCGUCUUCCUGUGUCUGCACAACUUGCGUCUCUCCGGUCGGGCCGCCUGUUGUUGCGGGGAAAUGUGGCUGCAGGUUCGGUGUCAGCAGGGAACAGACUGUCCUCCAGCGACCAACAUCCUACGGAGAAAGUCAGCCGCUAUCCCAUUCCGAACAAGAAAGAUUUACCAUAUGACAUAGUGGAGAUCAUGGAGGAAGUGGAGUCAAAGGGGGGAUUCUUGCCCAAUAUCUUCAAAGUCCUCUCACACAGACCAGCAGAGUUCAGAUCCUUCUUCACAUACUACAACGAACUGAUGAACAAGGAGACAGGCCAGUUAACCAAGGCAGACCGUGAGCUGAUAGUAGUCGUAACCAGCACUCACAACAAGUGUCCUUACUGUGUGGUGUCCCACAGUGCGCUGCACCGCAUCUACUCCAAGAAACUCAGUCUGUCUGAGCAGGUCAUUGUUAACUACAAGACAGCAGAUCUCACCCCUCGGGAGAAAGCCAUGCUGGACUUUGCGAUGGCUGUGUGCCGCUGUGACGUCAUCACAGAUGAGCACUUCCAGGCUCUGGAGAAGGUUGGCUUUGACCGCGAGGAUGCCUGGGAUAUUGCAGCAAUCACUGCUUUCUUUGCCAUGUCCAACCGUCUGGCUCAUCUUACCGACAUGAAGCCGAACCUAGACUUCUUUACUAUGGGCCGUGUCCCUCGGGACAGGAGCAGCAACAUGCAAGGCUAGGACAAAUGGGGGGGGGGCAAUGGGAACGUGUUACUGACAACAUUAUUAGAAUUUGAAGAUGAGCUGUGAUGCACAAUGUAAACCUAAAACCAAAAAUUUGUUGAACUUGUGUGUAAGAUUCUUCUCUCUUCUUCCUUGUGAAAUGAGACAUGGAUGAUAAGAAAUAAAAACCAAUGUUUUUACUGAAAGUAGUCUUGAUCAGAUCUUAAGCUCAAUGAUCAGUGUUGUCAAAAACGUGACAAACAUGAAGUUAAAGCUUCAAAAUUGUCAGUUUUGAUUUAAAGUAAAUCACUUAUUUCAAUCAGAAGUAUUUUAUUGCUAAGUUUUUAGAGACGAUCUGAGUUGUUUAACAAUUGUGGCCUCUAUUUUUGGACUUGGAAUCCUAACAUGUAUUUUUUGGGAACUUGUGUGGACAAAUGUCAUGUCGUCAUUCAUGUGGAUGUUUCAGGCCUGAAAAAAUGAUAACUUUGAGAAAGCAGAAUUAUAAGGAUGUAAGAUAUUUAGACAUGUUGUUUGGGCACAUUUUGGUUUAUAGGUCAUGUUAAAACUUCAAUUUGUACUUUGAUCCUUUUUUUACUUUGGGAAUUUUUGUUGGACCGUGGAAAAUCACCUGAUGGGGAAGUUGUGAACAUUACGCUGAAUGGUGAAGGAAUCAGUUGUUACUGAGUGGCAAAACAAUGAGGUGCAUUCUGUAUUAAAACCAGCUUUCCCCUGAAACACAGAACAUCUGUUUUAUUGUUUAUCAAAUUAAAUUUCACCUUGUUAUAAUG
Molecule: messenger RNA, 1796 nt
Organism: Nematolebias whitei (Rio pearlfish)
Lineage: Eukaryota; Metazoa; Chordata; Actinopteri; Cyprinodontiformes; Rivulidae
Exons: 5
Coding region: 277-1026 (249 amino acids)
Molecular function (GO): peroxiredoxin activity
Source: RefSeq, a predicted model, not a curated record